Molecule: messenger RNA, 1065 nt
Organism: Didymodactylos carnosus
Lineage: Eukaryota; Metazoa; Rotifera; Eurotatoria; Philodinida; Philodinidae
Source: the annotation of a GenBank genome assembly
AUGUGUGAAGCUGAACACUUCGAUGUCAUCAUCCUUGGAGCCGGUGCUGCAGGAAUUGCAACAGGAAUUGAUUUGUUGCGAUCGUCAUCGUCAACACCCUCAUUUAUCAUUAUUGAAUCGCGUGAUCGGGUUGGAGGUCGAUGUUAUACAGACCAGAAAACGUUGAAUGUUCCCGUCGAUCUUGGGGCGACCUGGAUUCAUCACUAUUCUCCAUCAAAUCUAUUGUACAAAUACCAUCGUAAACUGCACACCGUACAGGAAGAAAGAAAGGAAGGUAACCCUCCUCGACGUCCCUCUCUCAUAUUAGUGUUGGAUUUUGACGGUAAACCUUUAUCGGGGAGUGUUUAUCGUCAAGCACAUACAAUUGCUGGAUCGUUAAUUGAAAUACUACACAAGUACGCCUUAAAACAACGACAAAAAGAAGUUCCAGAAGAUAAAUCGAUCGAAGAUGUCAUACAAGAAGUCUAUCAAUCAUUUUCAUUAGAUGGACAAUUGAAACGUGCCGUCGACAUUAUCUUAUCGGGUCUUGAACAGUAUGAAGGAUCGAAUUUCUCCCGUUUGUCUGCAAUCAAUUAUGAUCUUGGCGAUGGCGCGGGGAACAACUGUGAGAUGGAAUUUGAAAAUGGUUAUGGAACAUUUCUUACACAAAUUGCUACUGUUUUACAUCAAUUACCAAUACGAUUGAAUCAAACAGUUACUUGUAUUGACACAACAGACUCACAUAAAAUUCAAAUUCUAAUGUCGGAUGAUAAAGUGUACACCUGUAAAUACGUUUUAGUAACAGUACCGCUGGGCUGUUUGAAACAUCAAACAAUUAAAUUUGUACCAGAACUGCCCGAAUGGAAAACAUUGGCGAUCAGUCAAAUGGGGUUCGGUUUAAUGAACAAAAUUGUAUUACAAUUUCCGAAAAAAUUUUGGGGACAAAACGUUACAGCAAUACAUCAUGCUAGCAAUGUUCAUCGAGGACAGUUUCGUUUUAUUAUAACUGAACCACAUGCAAAUAUUCUAAUUAUAUUUCUUACCGGCGAUUUUGCCUACAAAAUGGAAACACUAACGGACGAAUAA